Messenger RNA from Didymodactylos carnosus, 489 nucleotides. The record is from the annotation of a GenBank genome assembly. NCBI's taxonomy places the organism in Eukaryota, Metazoa, Rotifera, Eurotatoria, Philodinida, Philodinidae.
AUGGCUGAUGAUAAUAGUGCACGUCGCGAUUCGUCCCAUCGUGAUUCUAUCCGUCGUCAGUCAAUGAUACGUAGUCGUCGUCAAUCUUCAUUAAAUUCUAUACCACGCAGUUUUGAUCGACGUUUGAUUCGUUACGAAAAUACUUAUCGUAUGGAACCAGAUCAAGAUAGAAAAAUAGAUAUUGGCAAAGUAAAACGUAUUGCUCAAAUGGUUCUUGAUUCCGCUGUUAAAGAUUAUGUGUACGAUGCGCAAAAUGCAAAAUUACUUGUUGGUCGUUUAUCUGAUCAAAUACGUAAUCAAAUGAAACAAUUACCAGCAAAUAGAUUUAAAUUUAUAACACAUGUAUCCUUAGGACAAAAAAAACAUCAAGAUUUAAGAGUUACAAGUAGAUGUUUAUGGGAUGUUAAAUGGGAUAGACAUAUAACAGUAUCAAAAGAAGGAAAAGAUUUUUAUGUAACAGCAACCAUAUUCUGUGUUUAUUCGGACUAG